GGAAACGGUAACUGGAGGAGAGGAGAUAUAGCAACGUAGGCGUAUCCGCGUGUCCACUGGAUUGUGGAUGUGAUUGAUCUAAGAAAAUAUAACUGUUUUAACGAUUUUUGACGAAGUUGUGUGUUUUGUUUGGUGGGUUAAAGCUUACAGCUAUAGCUACAGUCGACACGCGAUUCAACCACGACGACUACAUCCCACCUAUCCGUCUGAAACAUCUCUCACCCUCACCCAUCACAACCACCACCAAAACCCACCCGCAAAACAAAAUGCCACCAACCGCCCUCCUCGCUUCCAAAACCGCCGCCAUAACCGGCGGCACCACGGGCAUCGGUCGGGCCAUCACAUUAGGAUUCCUCGCCCAAGGCUGCAACGUCGCCGCCAACCAUCUCGGUCUCGCUUCCGACGCUUCACUGCUCGCCUCCUUGAUCGAGGAGGCGAAGGCGCUGAAGGAGAAAGAUGCCGGUGCUGGGGAGUUGAUGGAGGUGCAGGGUGAUAUCUCCCUUCCGGAGACGGGGAAGGAGCUGGUGAGGAAGACGGUGGAGAGGUGGGGGGGGUUAGAUGUUUUUGUGAGUAAUGCGGGGGUUUGUAAGUUUGCUGAGGUUUUGGAUAUGGAACCGGAUCUUUUUGCCUCAACAGUAAACAUCAACCUCAACGGCGCCUUCUACGCCUGCCAAGCCGCCGCCCGCCAAAUGGCCACACAAGGUCGCGGCGGUUCCAUAAUCGGGAUGUCCUCCAUCUCCGCCCUCGUCGGCGGCGGUCAACAAGUGCACUACACACCCACCAAAGCCGGCGUGACCUCGCUGAUGCAAUCUAUGGCUGUCGCGCUGGGGAAGUACGGGAUUAGAUGUAAUGCCCUCUUGCCGGGCACGAUUAGGACGCAGUUGAAUGAGAAGGAUUUGGUGGGCGAGAAGGAGAGGUAUAUGGAGGGGCGCAUUCCGUUGGGGAGGAUUGGGGAGACGAGUGAUAUGGUUGGGCCGGCGAUUUUUUUGGCCUGUGGGGAGUUGAGUGGAUUUGUGAAUGGGGCGCAGCUUUUGGUGGAUGGGGGGAUGUUUGUUAACCUGCAGUGAGGUGCUGGAAGUGGUUUGGAGAGGUGGAAGUUAACUACAGCUGCAGUGAGGUGCUGGAAUUGGUUCGGAGAGGUCGACGUUGACUACAUCUGCAGCGAGGGCAUGGUGAAUGCGUUCUGGGUAUAUAGUAGGUUGAUAAAUCGACAUAGGAACGUGGAAUGAAAGCGGAUAUAUAUCUCUUAUUUGCAUGCAAUAGCUAAGCUAUGAUUUAUGAGCUACGAAG
This is a messenger RNA of Pseudogymnoascus verrucosus, 1290 nucleotides long. It is a transcript of the gene DHG2, whose product is annotated as L-rhamnose-1-dehydrogenase. The record is from RefSeq and is a predicted model, not a curated record. Gene Ontology annotation, molecular function: oxidoreductase activity, acting on the CH-OH group of donors, NAD or NADP as acceptor. Bases 267 to 1067 code for a protein of 266 amino acids. NCBI's taxonomy places the organism in Eukaryota, Fungi, Ascomycota, Leotiomycetes, Thelebolales, Thelebolaceae. The transcript has 2 exons.